CUGCCGUUGGGGGUUGUCCGAUUGGGACUGCAAGUGUCUGGCAGUGUGGGCUGGGGCCUUGUCAUUGAGGCAGAGUUGCUUCUGGGCCCCGAGGCAGCUGCCCCAUGCUUUGCUGAGCAGGUACAAUGCUUCCACGCUUCCUGCUGUUGCUGAGCCUCUUGGGCCCUAGCGACAGCCUCCAGUCGUGGGACAUCCAGGAGCAAGGAACCAAGGUAGCCUCAGGCCCUGUGCCUCUUCGGGAACGGAGACAAGCAACUGGAGAUGAUGAUUUGGGGGCGUAUUAUUAUUUCUCGGAAGGCACAGAACCCCCAGAAGUGCUGAUCAAUGUCACCAGUGCGGUGGCUGCAAACCCUGAGUCUCCGACCGUAAUGGCCAUGCCGGAGCAGAGAGUUUCUGUAGGGGCCGGAACCUCUGAGUCAACCACUGCCGAGGUUACCGCCACCAACCCUGCUGGUCCAGACGCAGGAGGACUGGCUGUUGAAAUAGUGAGUACAGAAUCAGCCACAGAGUGGAGGCCAAGCACAGUGGAAAUGACCAUCCAACCAGCAGCCACGGAGGCAGGGACCUCACAGCCAGUCCCCACGGAGGCAGAGACCUCACAGCCAGUCCCCACGGAGGCAGAGACCUCACAGCCAGCACCCACGGAGGCAGAGACAUCACAGUCAGCACCCAUAGAGGCAAAGACCUCACAGCCAGCACCCAUAGAGGCAGAGACCUCACAGCCAGCACCCACGGAAGCAGAGACCUCACAGCCAGCACCCAUAGAGGCAAGGACCUCACAGCCAGCACCCACAGAAGCAGAGACCUCACAGCCAGCACCCACGGAGGCAGAGACCUCCCAGCUUCCCGGGAGGCAGGUUGUAAAAAGUCUGUUCACAGAGGCCACAGCCACAAAAGCACCUUCUACAGAACCCACUGCCACAGAGACCAUGCCCACGGAGUCCACUGCCACGGAAACCAUGUCCACUGACUCUACCAUCUUCCUCGGCUCAUCUGUGACUCAUAAGGACAAUGACAUGGCAACUGGCCACUUGAAUGACAAUGGCUUGAAGAAUGGGCUGUUUGUGACUCCUAGGAGCUCCCUGGCCACAACGACCCCAGGGAUCUCGGACCUCAUCCCCGUGAAGCAAUGCCUGCUGGUCAUCCUCAUCUUAGCCUCUCUGGCCACCAUCUUCCUGGUGUGCACGGUGGUGCUGGCAGUCCGCCUUUCCCGUAAGAACCACAUGUACCCGGUGAGGAACUACUCCCCCACUGAGAUGAUCUGCAUCUCAUCCUUACUGCCUGAGGGGGGUGAAGGGGCCCCUGUCACAGCCAAUGGGGACUUGCCCAAGGUCCAGGACCCGAAGACAGAGCCCAGUGAGGACCGAGAUGGGGAUGACCUCACCCUGCGCAGCUUCCUCCCUUAGCCUCCCUGGCUACCUGAGCAAGCCAGGUACCCUUGCUGUACCUCCACCCACUGUUCGCCAAGGCCGCAGAGCUGGGCUUCCUGGGUGGACUUUAUCCAUAAGGAUCUUUAGGGAAGGGGCCUAGACCCACCCCCAGGGCCCAGAGCCUCCAAAGUCCUGCAUCUUCUGCUUUAUUCAUGGAAUCCAGUGGCCUCCAAGCCAAGGACCAUGGUAGCAGCUGCUGCUCCUAGACGCCUCUCUCUGACCUGUCUGCUGCUUUUUCUGUAGCCCCAGCCACAAUGCCUCCCAGUGCUGUGCAGCUUCCUGCAGGUCACUGAAGUCCUGGCUGCACGUUCCCAAGAAAGAACGAAUUCCCUUACCCCACUCCCAAACCUUCCCGUCAGUUGCCAUGGUUGCCUGAUAAGAAAGGAUCUCUGGGAAGGCUGCCCUCUGGCCAUGUCUGUUUCUCUACCCGCAGUGAGGGGCAGCUCUCAGCUUUCCCAGGCACCUGUCUGAGGAUCCCAGGACCAGGCUUGGGUCUUGUGAACCCCUGAGCUUUUGUCUGGUGACAGUGGCCUCCCACGAUGGCACAGCACAGGCACUCAAUAAAUGUGUAUGACAAAUGGUGGCUGAGUCCUUUGUGGGCCCAGGCUGCCACCUCCAGGCAGGGUUCCUGAAGGACUCGUAGGCCAAUCUCUGUCUUCCUCUCAGACAAUAGAGAUUUUUAGUGCUCAGGGGACAGCGCAAUGUAAAUAAUUGCACAUGCCUAUGCUCCCAGCACUAGAGAGCUGAGGGGCCGGAGGUCAAGGGCAUCCUUGACGUUGUAGCAAGCUUGAGAGCAGCCUGGGGUCCCUGAGACCCUGUCUCUGGCUGGCUCAGCAGGUAGGGGUGCUUGCAGCCACGCCUAGUGUCAUAAGCUUGACUGGGGCCUACAUGGUGGAAGGAGAAAACUGCUCCCCAGAAGUUGUCCUCGGACCUCCACACACAAUAAACAAACAAACCUGAGCAAAUAAACCAAUCAGAGAGCUUCAUUGAAUACACCCUUCCCAAGUUUGUCCACAUGAUCCUGCCCAGAAACCUCUCCCUCCACAGGGUACCCAUCCCCACUAAGGUCUUCUAGCGGAUCCUCACGCACUGGCAUAGCCCCUGCCAUCCAAGACCCUUUCCAGGCUGUCCCUUACCUCCCACGUAUCUCCACGGGCUGUUGCCAAGAGUUUGGGAUUAACCAAUUUCUUUUCAAGGCUAAGAUGGUGAGCAUUUCGACUGUGGGUACCACAACAUCUCUACUGCAGCUCCCUACAUCGGUUCUCUAAACCACAGUGUGUGGUGAUGAUGGUGUCAUGUGUGGUGAUGAUGGUGUCGUGUGCGGUGAUGAUGGUGUCGUGUGUGAUGAUGUCGUGUGUGGUGAUGAUGGUGUUGUGUGUGCUGAUGGUGUCGUGUGUGAUGAUGUCGUGUGUGGUGAUGAUGGUGUCGUGUGUGGUGAUGAUGGUGUCGUGUGUGGUGAUGAUGGUGUUGUGUGUGGUGAUGAUGAUGUGUGUGGUGAUGAUGGUGUUGUGUGUGGUGAUGAUGGUGUUGUGUGGUGAUGAUGAUGUGUGUGGUGAUGAUGGUGUUGUGUGUGGUGAUAAUGAUGUCACUGUGCUCUGUUAUAGGGAGUUGGCUCGGUAGGGAAACCACGUGUCUUACUAACGUGUGGGCCUGAAUUUAAUCCCCAGAACCCCCCACCACACACACACAAAAACCAGGUUUGGUGAUUCACACUGUGAACCCCAGGCUUGGGGCAGCAGAAACAGGUUGUUCUCUGAUCAGCUAGUCUGUCCCUCUUGAAAACUCCAGGCCAAUAAGAGAAAAUCUCAAAAGGAAGAGAGAUAGCUCCAGAAGAACAAGGGCUAAGACUGUCCUCUGGCCUCCAUGUGCACGUGCAUACGUGUACACACAUACACACACACUUACUCACAUACACACACCUACACACAACUACACACUCACACAUACACACAUAUACCUACACACACCUACACACUCACACACCUACACACAUAUAUCUACACACAUAUACACCUACACACUCACAUACCUACAAACCUACAUACUCACACAUACACACACCUACACACUUACACACACACCUACACACUUACACACACACCUACACACAUAUACACCUACACACACCUACACAACUCACACACACACAAACCUACAUACUCACACAUACACACACCUUCACACAUACCUACACACUCACAUACACACACCUAUACACAUAUACACCUACACACAUGCCUACACAGACAUAUACACCUACACAUACACUUAUACACACACCUUUACAAAGAGGCAGCAAGCCAACUUGGGUUCUGUAAGUUUGAGCCCUAAUUGCAGGGCAGGGUGACACAGGGUCACAAAUAGUUGCUGACUUUCUUGGCACUAGAGCCUACGUUCUGAAACCCCCCAACUCUAGCAAGUCAGGAGGGCUGCCCGUACGUGGGUCACAUGAAUGGUGGACAUGCCCUGCCUCACCCCAACCCCACAUGGACCCCCGAGCUCUCACUCUUGACCCACCCCCACGGCCUUUCUUCCAUUCGUUUCCAUAGACGAGAGACAGCUGUUGGGAACACAGCACCAGGGAGGAGGGAAAACACUGUCAGGGACGAAGAGACCUUGACCCACCUGCUCAGGAUGUGACCUGCAAUGCAAGAGGAGGCUGCAUCUUGGGAGAGAAGAAUAGGAAAGCCAUUAGGAGAGCCAUAAGGAAAGCAGGAAGGAACAUGGCAGGGGAUGGGCCCCUUGGGGACAGAGUAGGGACCCUGGAGAGAUGGCCCAGUAUCUGGAGGUGCUUCCCUCUGGGUUAGAAGAGGUCAGCUGGUGGGCUGGGCCGGUUGGGGUUCAUCUCCCCUGGGUCAAAAAGAGUAGGAAGGAGGAUUCACAGAUCCAGCGAGGACAGGACUUAAGCUACAGUUCCCUGGGGCCUUCCUGAGGAUGCUGUGUGAGAACGCAGCUGUGGUUUUCUUGCUUGGAAUGGGGUUCAUUCACCCUGGAUGGGAGGAACAGCCACCAGGGGACGCUGGCCACCUGCUUCUGGAGGGUGAUGGUGCGAUGAGGGGCUGGGCAGCCUGGGGUUUUGAGUGUGGAUACUUGCUGAACAGCUGAUUCUCAAAAUUUGAUACCUGGCCCUCGGGCAAACUCCAGGUGUCCCUUACACACACUGCCCCGCCCUGUCUCUGUAUGCCCCUGACUAUACAGAACCUGACUCAGCCAAGGCAUCCACUCGCGAACCCACACAUGUCUGCAGAACCUCCUGAACCCCUCAAACAGCCUUGCCAUUUCAUAGAGGAGGAAAUGAAGGCUCAGAGACGUGAACGUCCAGCUCCCAUCACACAGAGGAUGUGGGACUGGAACCCAGGCCCUGCAGCCAGGCUCUUAGCAUGACAUUGCUCUAUUCUCCAGACCACAGUGGGGUUCUGGGGGAAUCCUGUGCUCCAAAGUCUCACUCUGCUGACCUUCCUGUCAUCUGGAAGUCCCCCUUGUUAUCCCCUUGCUCCUUGGAGCAGAGGAAAGGUGACAGAGAAGAACUAGCCCCUCUCUGUAGAUAUCAGGAUGAUGCAGAGGGAGGCCCAGCACCAAGGUGGAAGGCCCUGCCCGCCUAACCUUUGUCUCUAUUGCCUCAUUUAGGUUCUGCAUAAUAGGGGUGCAGAAAUCACGGCGCUGCUGCGGGGAAGGGGGGAAGAGGGGCGGGACUGCAGCUUAGAAACCGAGAGCAAACAGGUUGCAUUUUGUCAAAGAGCCAGGAGAGGCAGGGAGAAGUCAGGCAGGGAGGAGAUUCAGGUCAGGCAGGAGGUGGUGGGCAGGUAGUUGGUAGGCUAAGUUUAUACCCAGUCCCCGCCUCCUCCCUGUGUCUGGCGCUGCCCUUACCCACCCAUCACAUGGGUGUUUCUCUUGACAGCAGAUCUGGGCAAGAGCUGCAAGAGCUCAGGCUUUUCCUGUCUGCCACGCGCACAAGUCACAGGGUGCCAGAGUGUGCGAGUGUGGGCACGGGUGUGUGUAUGAGGGAAGAGAACAAGGCAAAGGGGGGCAUCUAGAAGAGGAAGAGCUGUUGCAGGGGUAGAGGCGAUUGAGGAUAUGGGUGAAGGAGUGGUUGAGACACACCUAGGGAUGCUGGAAUUAGCAGCAACAGAAGGAAAAGCGAGCUAAGACCUCAGGGUUCCGACAUGGGCAGCCGUCCUGAAGAGGGGCUGUGGGUAAAGGGCUGGGAUGAGGAAGGGAGGGGUCCCUAGUGCGGUUUUAGCUUUGUGGGGUGCGAAGGCCCUUCAGGUGCUUCCCAAGACAAACGCUGUUUGACAUCAUCAGCUAUCAGGGGAAAGCUUAGGGAAACCCCAUGAGGGUCACAGCACAGCAAGGCUGAAAGUGAAAAGGACAGCAACAUGCAGCUGGUUGGGGAGAGGCCGAGGUGCAGCCUGGCUGGUAGAGUUAUUAUUCAUGGCAGCACCCAACUGCUGAUGAGGAUGGGGAGGGGUUGGGGCACUUGCCAUGGUUGAUGGGGUCCCAGAUGCUGCAUCUGCUUUGGAGACCAGUUGAACAGAUUCCCAUAUAUUUCACCACAGUCGCUGUGCACAAGGAUGCAAACACAUGCCGGUCUGAAGCCAUUCACAGGCUGGUAGCUGCCUUGGUCCGACAGCCAGGUUCAGCCCGUGAAGGGUAUGUCCACGCGGUGGGAUAGCACUCAGCAUAAACAAGAGCAGAUACCAGCAUGCCUACUCACUGAAUGGCAGAAGCCAGGCACAGAGGCUGUGUGUAGAGUGUGGAUUUGAAGGACAUAGUGUCCAGGAAGGGGCCGUAGAGACAGCUUGGCGGUUAAGAGCACCAGCUGCUCUUCCAGAGAGCCUGCGUUCCUUUCCCAAUACAUGGGAGCUCACAACCACUUGCAAUUCCAGCUCCAUGGGAUCCAACACCCUCUUCUGGUCUUCCUGAGCACUGCACGCAUACACAUAUGCCUAUACAGAAACAUAUCCAUCUGCAUGUGUAAUCUAAAAAAUCUAAAACCGAAAGACCCUACAGACCCCCUCCUCAAAACCCACAGCUAGCAUGCUCCCGGAGAACGUCCUGUUUGCUUGAAAGAUUCUCAGGAUCAGCAGCUAGCCUGCUCUCACGAGAACAUCCCAUUUGCUUAGGAAAGCAGGAUGUCUACGAGAUAGGAUGACUGCAAAACAGGAUAUCUACAAAGAUAAGAACAGGAUAUCUAUUGCCAGACAUCCAUGCUGGGAGAGGAAAACCAUUCAUGCCCCCCCCAUUCCGACCAACCGAUAACCAUGCUUCUGCUUCUGUAAACUUGCUUUUUGCUGCCCUCUUUCCUAUAAAAAGACCUCCCCCCAGUCGGCAGGCACAAGUCCUCCGAAAGACUUUGCCGCCAGCAGGUAACUGUGUUUACCCAA
This is a messenger RNA of Alexandromys fortis (reed vole), 6814 nucleotides long. It is a transcript of the gene Selplg, whose product is annotated as selectin P ligand. The record is from RefSeq and is a predicted model, not a curated record. The transcript is spliced from 2 exons. Gene Ontology annotation, biological process: leukocyte tethering or rolling. Gene Ontology annotation, cellular component: plasma membrane. Lineage: Eukaryota; Metazoa; Chordata; Mammalia; Rodentia; Cricetidae. The coding region runs from base 126 to 1406 and encodes 426 amino acids.